Messenger RNA from Helobdella robusta, 2871 nucleotides. RefSeq lists its product as hypothetical. Gene Ontology annotation, molecular function: serine-type endopeptidase activity. Bases 1 to 2871 code for a protein of 956 amino acids. NCBI's taxonomy places the organism in Eukaryota, Metazoa, Annelida, Clitellata, Rhynchobdellida, Glossiphoniidae. The record is from RefSeq and is a predicted model, not a curated record. Gene Ontology annotation, biological process: proteolysis. The transcript is spliced from 9 exons.
AUGGUCCUAACUCUGCUAUUUCUUAUGAUGACACUGAUAGUUAAAACAACAGCCCGAAACAAUGUCAAAAACAUCAAUUACAUUAACAAUAAUGACAUUUAUAACGACCAUGAUGAUGAUUGGAGUGGUGGUGACGACGACGACGAUUAUGUUAUUUAUACUAAACUGAAACCAGCACUUCAUUCGGCUAAACUUUCAUCACUUGCUACUGAGAGACAUGACAUCGUCAACAACGUCAACAACAACAGAAAUGCAACAGAAAAUAACGAAGAUCAACUUAUGAAGUACGACAAAUCAGCCGACGAACAAAAAGCUCUCAACAAAAAAUUCAGCCACAACCGCUACAAAAGUAUGGUUGAACGUAGGCACAGGUUUAACCUACAACAUAGAAUCGUCGACGAUGAUUUCAACAAGAUUUAUGAUAGAUUAUUUAAAACGAAUUGCCAGCCUUCAAUAAAUGAAGACGGCAGUAACGACAAUUGUAGCAGUAGCAGCAACGACGGCGGCGUCACCAACGACAUCAGCGACGACAGACUAAAACAGAGAACAAGAGAUAGACGCACGAGAAAUGACAGCAUCAACAACAAAAUUAAAAAAACCAGACUCAGAAAUAUGGAUCACAGAUUUCAAAAAUACGACGAGAGUUUUUUAAUGCCCCAUACUACCGAACUGCUGCCACUAACCAAUUUGCGGAACGGACAUAUGUCAAAACGACUGCAUCUAAGCAGACGCAGACAUGGUAAUUCUAACAACAACCACAUCGACAACAGCAGCAAGAGAAACAUUAAUGACAAAAUAUCUCAAAAUGACGACAACCUCGGAAUUGGAAAUAAUUUUCUAAUUAGAAAAAAAUUGUACAACGGCGGAGUUUUCGAAAAUAAAAAGGGGCGCGAAAGUAUGAGAUACCAUUCGCAUCCACGUUCAAAUUCGCGCAUACUUUCCACAAAAAAGAUUCGCCAUGAUGAUAACGAAAACGAGUCUGAAGUUGAUAAUUUGUCAUCACCAUCAACACCGACACCAUCAUCAUCGCCAUCAUUAUUAUCAUCCUUCAAAUCACCACAGGUAAUUUACAAAAGAGAAGAUGAUGAUGUAAAAUGGAAUGAUGAAGGUUAUGAUGGUCUGCCAGAUGGCAGAAGUUGGAAAGAUGAUGCUGACGAUGCAGUCGGUAGAAGAAGAAAGAGAGAAGUUACAGACAACCCGACACACAUUUUGUCACCGCAGACACCAAAUUCAAUGAAUUUGACAAAUUUAUUUGCAAAUUCUUUCAGGCAACUUAUCAGCUUUUCAAAAAACGUUCAAGAUGGUAUUGAGAGAAAUUUGGCAAACCUUACAUUUAUAAAUAACAAUUGGACUAUUAACCUCAAACCGCCCAACUUCAACAACAACCUCACAAACAUUUACGGAAAUAAUUUGAAUUCAUUGAGAAACCUAACGACGAGUUAUUCGGUGAAUUUGACAAAUUUGGUUGAGACAAAUAAAGUCUUCUUUCAAAAUCUAACAGAGGACAUAACCUCACUGCUGCCAAAUAUCACGGAAAAUUUUGAAAAUUUGAAGAGUGAUAUAAAUAGCUCUUUCAACGGUCUGAAUGGUGCUCUUCGUAGCUUCUUUGUUCGGACUGAAAAUUUAAUUGACAAUUAUACCAUGGAUUUGUCAGCUGAUUUCAUCAACUCUACUCUAAUAAAAGUAAUAAAUAAAUUGGAUCCAACUGCUAAGGAGUUUUUGACAAAUAUAACUAACAACGAUAAUGAAAGUAAUGAAACUGAAACUGAAAAUUCAUCUCGAAAGAGACGUGACGUCAUUUGGAAUGGGAAGUUGGAAAAGUCAUCCUCUCUAUCCAACGUAAUGGAAUCGGAGAAGCCAAGCAGCAUACUGAAAAGAUCAAAAAGAUUAACUGGUGGUACCACAGUAGCCGAUCGGCAGAAGUGGCCGUGGCUGGUAUCGCUUCAGGGCAAAAUACCGAAGACAAAAAUAUUCGGAAUACCGAUCGAAUACAAGUUCAUACACUGUGGUGCAUCCCUGAUACACAAGAGAUGGAUUUUGACGGCUGCUCAUUGCUUUCAAAAAUUUGAUAAAGAAAAUAAUCCUACCUUUGACGCAACUUAUCUUAAGCCGAAAUAUUGGCACGCCAAAGUGGGAGAGAUUAUGGCAGAGAACACCAUGAGCCAAAGAAUACGAGGUUUGGCUGGAAAGUUGUUGAAUGUUGACGAUUGGAAAAGAUAUUAUCUACACGGCUCCAAGAUCUUAAUUCAUCCUAAUUACACUGAACAAAAUCGCUUCAUCAACGACAUAGCUCUGAUGAAAUUGGAAUCUGAUCUUCCAUUGGAGAUUCCCGCGCCUAAAAAAAGCCAAAAUGACGACGAUGACGACGAUGAUGAUAAUGGAAGUUUUUUCCAAAAAAUUGUUUCAUCAUCGCACGACGCUGUUCAGAAAAUUUUCAAUAACGAUAACAAUGAAUCUCCGAUGAUAAAAAAUCCAAGAAUAGGAACAAUAGUACUACAGAACUCCAGCAAUCCUAAUCACAAAAUCCCGGACAAUCAUCCGUGUAUUAUGAAGGGAUGGGGAUGUACCAGGGGCCCAGUAACAAGCGUAGCCAGGGAGGUUAUAAUGCCGACUUUGAGCGAUAAUAGAUGUAGAUCCGUCUGGCAAUUACCGACCGAUAAUCGAUUGUGUGCCGGAAGUGAUGAUGGAACGGAUGCCGGAUUAUGUCCGGGCGACAGCGGUGGACCCCUGGUCUGCAAACUGGGCGAUGAAUGGAUUCAAGUAGGGGUGGCUUCCUUCUCAAGUAAAAUUAGUCCGGGCGCAGUACCUGGUGUUUUCACGAGGGUCUCCGCCUACAGGAAAUGGAUCGAUGACGUCAUCGAGAAUAAUUAA